This is a messenger RNA of Panicum virgatum (switchgrass), 2089 nucleotides long. Its product is annotated as anthocyanidin 5,3-O-glucosyltransferase-like. The coding region runs from base 393 to 1856 and encodes 487 amino acids. NCBI's taxonomy places the organism in Eukaryota, Viridiplantae, Streptophyta, Magnoliopsida, Poales, Poaceae. The record is from RefSeq and is a predicted model, not a curated record. The transcript has a single exon. Gene Ontology annotation, molecular function: UDP-glycosyltransferase activity.
UCAAUCAAGAGCACGCCCAGACGAUUAGGAAAAAAAAAGAGCACGCCCAGAUGAUCGAAUCUAUGGCGCCGUCCAUGACUGCAGCUACAACUGCAAAGCUCCCGAAGCCUCUCCUUGUCAUCGCACAGAAAACAACCGUGUCCGGACCGCUAGCUUCUUUGGUCGUGUUCCGUUCAGACGAGUCACCAAGCACUUGUGCGAUCCGCAGACUUGGAGCGUUCCACCUCCGGACCCCCAGUGUUUUUUUUUUUCAGUUUUCCUGAAUCGAUUUCAGCGGUGCUAGCAGUAGCAGCUGUCGAUUCGUCGGGACCGCGAGGUCCCCUGUCCAUUUCGUAGCAUUUCCGCUCUGCCGAUCCCAGCCCGCGCUCCCUGCAUAGCAGCACCAAGUCUGGAUGGAAGCUCCAGGCCGGGGAUCCAUGGGGAACAAGAAGAAGACGUUCGUGCUCUACCCGUCGCUGGGCGUGGGCCACCUGAUCCCCAUGGUGGAGCUGGCCAGGCACCUCCUCCGCCGCGGCCACGGCGCGCUCAUCGCCGUCGUCGACCCGCCCGACGCCGACCCGGCGUCGGCCGCCGCGGUGGCGCGCCUCGCGGCGGCCAACCCGGCCAUCGCGUUCCGCCUCCUGCCGGCGCCGCCCAGCCCCGACGCCGGCGCGCACCCGGUGAAGCGCAGCCACGAUACGCUCGCGCUCGCCAACCCCGCGCUGCGGGACCUCCUCCGCUCGCUCCGACCCGCGGCCGACGCGCUCCUGCUCGACAUGUUCUGCGUCGACGCGCUCGACGUCGCGGCGGAGCUCGGCGUCCCCGCCUACUUCUUCUUCGCCUCCGCGGCCGGGGACCUCGCCGUCUUCCUCAACCUGCCGUACCUCUACCCCACCCUCCCGUCGUUCAGGGACAUGGGCCGGACGCUCGUGCGCUGCCCCGGGAUGCCGCCGAUCCGGGCGCUCGACAUGGUGAUCACGAUGCAGGACAAGGAGAGCGACCAGACCAAGGUCCGGCUGUACCAGUUCAAGCGCAUCCCGGAGGGCAGCGGCGUGCUGGUCAACAGCUUCGAUUGGCUGGAGCCCAGGGCCCUCAAGGCGCUCAGCGACGGCGUCUGCGUGCCCGGCCGGCCGACGCCGAGGGUCUACUGCAUCGGGCCGCUGGUCAACGACGGGAAGACGGGAGAGCGCGGCGAGACGCACGAGUGCCUCGCGUGGCUGGACACGCAGCCGGAGCGGAGCGUCGUGUUCCUCUGCUUUGGGAGCAAGGGCGCCUUCUCCGCCGCGCAAUUACAGGAGAUCGCCCGCGGAUUGGAGAGCUCCGGCAACCGGUUCUUGUGGGCUGUGAGGAGCCCGCCGGAAGAAGGCGAUCGGUUUCCCGAACCGGACUUGGAGCGGCUGCUCCCGGCGGGGUUCCUGGAGAGGACGAGGGGCAGGGGAAUAGUGGUGAAGAACUGGGUCCCGCAGGCGGAGGUCGUGCGGCACGAGGCGGUCGGCGCGUUCGUGACGCACUGCGGAUGGAACUCGGCGCUCGAGGCGAUCAUGGCUGGGCUGCCGAUUAUAUGCUGGCCUCUGUACGCGGAGCAGGGGAUGAACAAGGUGUUCAUGGUGGAGGAGAUGAAGAUCGCGGUGGAGCUGCAGGGAUACGAGGAGGUUGUCAGCGCGGAGGAGGUGGAAGCCAAGGUGAGGCUGGUGAUGGAGACCGAGGAAGGGAAGGCUCUUCGGGAGAGGCUCGCGGUGGCUAGGGAGAAGGCAUUGGAGGCUACCAAGGAAGGCGGUUCUUCGGUAGUGGCGUUCGCCGAGUUCUUGAGAGAUUUGGAGAAGAAGAGCAGCUACGGGGGGGGGGGGGGGGGGGGGGGGGGGGGGGGAUGCCACUGAUCAGGUGACUCAGUGCUAUACUUAACGACCAGUUAGUUGGCAAAAUCGUCAAGCAGAGAGCCACUGGUAUGCUAAAUGCAGGAGCUCAAUUUGAUUGUCAACUGUUAACUUUCUGAAUCAACUCGCCAAUUAUUGUGCUAAUCUCGUAUAGCAUAUUGUGGUUUGUGCUGAAUGUGCUACUGAGUAAAGCUUGCAGUUUUUCAUUAGCCCCAGCUUGGAAGGGGCAGCUACUA